CUCUUCACAGCCACCGUAUCAGGACGUAUCCGGAAAUGACCGUUUGGUGUACUUCCAGACUGCAGGCGUCAGCUCCCGGCUCAGGCUAUCAUGAAGCCCCCUGUAAGGCGGCGCGCAGCUCCGUCGCGGUACCGAGGGUUGGCCCCGGCCGGGGUCCGCAGGGCCACACUCUGGACCCCACGGGAAAAGCAGCAACUCCUCCGUUUACUGCAGGCACGAGACGGGGAGAGAGAACCCGAGGCUGCGGAGCUGAGGCAGGGGCUGCCCCACCGGAGCGAGGCUGAGAUCCAGGAUUUCCUGCAGUUGUUGAAGCGUCGUGUGGCCCGGGAGGUGAUUCAGCAGGAGCAUCGCUGCUGCCGGAAGGAACCGAGGCUUCACAGGGCUGAAGUUCCAGCCCCCAUUGAGGUUUGGACAGAUCUGGCUACAAAGGUGACCGACCAUUUGGAAGAAGCAAUGACCACUGCCUUUUCCCAGAUCCUGACCAUUGCUGCGACAGAACCCGGGAGUCUGCUCCACUCCAUUCCAGAGAAGCCAACCCAAGCCAGUGAGAGACAGCUUCUCUCCAAAGACUCUUGUUCCCAGGGAGAACUCCCGCCUCAGGCCCCAGAGCCCACCCGAGAGACCAGUGGGGGAGCGUCUGGCACCUCAGACGCCCAAGUCGAGAUGAACUCCUCCAAAUCUAGCCCUGCCUCACCCACAAGCGGAGACUUUGUCAUUGACUUUGAGAAGAUAUAUAAAUAUCUGUCAAGCGUAUCCCGGAGUGGCAAGGGCCUUGAGCUCUCCCCUGGAGAGGCUGCCGUCCUCCUCGAUCUGCUCAUGUCCCUCCCUGAGGAGCUCAGUCGCCUGCCCUGUGAAAGGCUACAGGCCCACAUGGCUGGUUCCUACAGAAAACUGGUACGCCCUCAAUCGGACUCAGGCCCAAGCCCUGAGGACCCUGGCAAAGGCCACUCCAUGGAAGACAGUGAAGUUAGCACCUCCCCCAGCAGUGCCCCAGGAAGCGUGGAGAGCCCCACUCCUGAGAGUCCUGCUGCUUCUGGGCCAAGUCUGCCCCCUGCUCAGCACCAGCUGUGGCAGGAUCUGGAGUUCUGUCCUCUGAACCCAUUCCUGGUUCCCUUGGAGCUUCUGUCUCAGGCCCCAACUCCUGGGCCGUGAGCGCUGGCAAGCCCUUUGCCAGGGGACCCUCCUGAGGGCGGGGCCCUACACUGCAUCCCCAGGCAAGGGCUGUGUGUGGGGUCGUGAGGGUGUGAGUGUGUAUGUGUGGGGGGGGGUGGUCAGGGUGAAAGGAGGAGGGAAAAAAGGUGAGCUCCUAGGAAAUAAAGCUAUGUUUAUUAUUUCUGAAA
Messenger RNA from Phascolarctos cinereus (koala), 1340 nucleotides. It is a transcript of the gene SNAPC2, whose product is annotated as small nuclear RNA activating complex polypeptide 2. Gene Ontology annotation, cellular component: nuclear body. Lineage: Eukaryota; Metazoa; Chordata; Mammalia; Diprotodontia; Phascolarctidae. The record is from RefSeq and is a predicted model, not a curated record. Gene Ontology annotation, molecular function: RNA polymerase II general transcription initiation factor activity. Gene Ontology annotation, biological process: snRNA transcription.